Molecule: messenger RNA, 1522 nt
Organism: Aspergillus ibericus CBS 121593
Lineage: Eukaryota; Fungi; Ascomycota; Eurotiomycetes; Eurotiales; Aspergillaceae
Exons: 5
Coding region: 1-1431 (476 amino acids)
Biological process (GO): meiotic DNA recombinase assembly; DNA repair; reciprocal meiotic recombination
Cellular component (GO): Rad51C-XRCC3 complex; replication fork; Rad51B-Rad51C-Rad51D-XRCC2 complex
Molecular function (GO): crossover junction DNA endonuclease activity; four-way junction DNA binding; ATP binding
Source: RefSeq, a predicted model, not a curated record
AUGAACAGACUAGAUAUCCUCGGCCUAUCAACCCAAGACCACCGUACGUACCGCGUAGUCUCCUUCCCGGCCUCGCAGUCCCUGCACGCGUCCAGCGCGUUUCCUGCCUCAGGCAGAAACGCUGUCCCGACUGGACUUGCGGCACUCGACGAAGCUAUUUCCCCGUCUUCUGCAGAUGCGCUAUCAGACCUUGAUGAGGGAGAAAUCAAGGGCUUGCCUUUGGGACAUGUUACGGAGGUGUUUGGACCUCCGGGGGCGGGGAAGACUGCGUUGGCGUUAAAUGCUGCUGCGGGUGCGCUUAGGAAUGGGGACGGGGUUGUUUGGAUAGAUACGGCCUCACCACUUCCCAGGCCUCGUUUGCGCAGAUUACUCCGUGAUCAGUCACAGCCAACCCCAUCCUCAUCAUCUAAAUCUCAAACAGAGAACCUUACAUACAUCCGAGCCCCUACCCUUCCGCACCUCGUUUCCCUCUUCCAUCAUCCACCACCAUCAUUCCCACCCCCCAACACAACCCUCCUCGUCAUAGACUCCAUCUCUGCGCCAUUUGCACCCUACUUCCCCAACCCCAGUGAUACCAAUCACCCGCAACAAGCCCAAAAGGAGAACCAGAGAUGGCUCACUGCGCGAAAAUGGAAUGUGAUUAGUGAUCUCGCGACACUCCUGGUCAAGUUCGCGAAUAGGGGCAAUCUUGCGGUUUUAGUGGCCAAUCAGAUGCAUACGAGGAUUCGGGGACAGGUGAGGGCGACGUUGUCGCCAGUGUUGAGUGGGAGGGGGUGGGAGGCGUGUGUAAAUGUGAGGAUUGGGGUUUAUGGGGAUUUUGGAUAUGAGGGGGGUGGGAGUGGGGGGCGGGUAAGGGUUGCGGAGGUUAUGAAGAGGGCGGGGAGAGUGGUUAGUAUUAGGGAUGGGUCGGUGGUGGUCCCGUUUCGGGUUGGGGAGGAUGGGCUGUAUGCGGUUGAGAAUGGGGUGGAGGGGGGCUUGAAGGCUGUUCCUGUUGUUGUACAGGAGCAGGAUGAACAUGUUCUGGAGGAAUCUGCAGAGGCGCAAGUACAGGAAGAAGAGGAAGAGCUCGUGCUGGAGGUGCAGCCGAUGCAGGAGGAAGAGCUAUUACAAGAGGAACCAGUGCAGAAUGAGUCACUCCAAGAAGAGUCAAUACGGGAGGAGCUAGCGCAGGAAGAUCAUGUACAGGAAACUUCGGAGGAGAAAAAACCACUGCAGGAAGAUCCAGUGCAGGAGCCACUGCAGCAAGAGUCGGUGCAGCAAGAGUCAGUGCAGGAAGCGCAGGCACAGGAGCACCCAAAGGAAACUCAGGGGCUAAAGGCACAGGACCAGGUUCAGCUUCAAGGUGAUGCAGGAACUCCAACUAAACGAAAACGAAAGGCAGAGGAGAUUGCGGACAGUCAAGAUGAGGAUGACUCGGAGGGAGAUUUUUGAUGGAUCAAAGAUGAGAGGCUGGGUUGACGACUAAAGUCGACUCUUCAAGAGACCAUUCUAACCACACGCGACGCUUGAAAAUAUUCAGAUG